AUGGCCUGGCAGUCGCCUUCGGCCAUGAACGGCGGCGGUGCCAAUGGAGGGGGUGACGGCAAUGCGCCCGCGGGGACAGAGUACACAUUGCAGGGUGUUAUGCGAUUUCUACAGCUGGAAUGGCACAACCACGAACGAGCACGCAAUGCAUGGGACAUCGAGCGCGCCGAAAUGAAGGCCAAGAUCGCGAAGCAGGAGGGCGAGGUGCGGAGCGCGAAGAAGCUGAAUGACCAGCUAAACAAGCAUAUUCGGAUGCUGGAGCAGGCACUUACCAACGAGAGAAAGAAGAAGAGCGAGGCAGCAGGAGGCGACUCUGAGGCCGGAGCAGAUGACAAGAAGGACCUCAAGGGCAAGAAGGAUGGCGUAAAUUCCACCAAGCCCCAAAACAAGAAGCACAACUCCUUCCUCGACGUUGACUCGGAGUUCUUUGACCGCGCAGAAGCCGACCGCGAGAACCUCAGAGAGAAAUCCAAGCUCUACCUUACCAAAUGCGUCGAAGAAAUCACAUAUCUCCUUACUCCGCCCCCGCAAGCCUCGCAACAACAACAGAACCUACAGCCGCUUGCUAAUGGCAACGGCUACCUGAACCACGGCGAGGCCUCGAUGGAAGAUAUCUACCUACAACAACACCGCCAGAGGCUGCAGUCACAACUCCCCACCAUGCCAGGCACAACCAUGCCUACUCACCAGCCCCCAAACGUGCCAGUCCCUUCUGAACUUCAAAGCUUAGCCAACCAGCACCAAAUCCACCACGCGCCACAGAUGACACGGGAACCUUCACAGCAACAACCCCUUGCGCACAACGCUAGUAUGGCUCAGGAACUUCUCGGACAGCAACGUCAGCCCCAGAAUCAGCAGCAUUAUUCGUCGGUACCCGAAGAGCAGGUCGAAAAGGUGACACAUGCGUUCGAUAGCGAAGGACGCCAAAUACCAAUUGCUGAGGAAAACGCUUCGGAUCCCAGCCAGGCUGCCAGCCAGGAGAAAGAGACGGAUGAUUGGAUUUUCGACCCCGCAUCGGAGACAGCUCAGGAGGGCCCACCCAGACGGCCAGACACCGAAGAAUUUCCAUCGGCGAAUAGCAUCCCAGCAAAAUCGCCACCGCGCCCUGUAAAGAGGGCCAGCAAAGACCACGUCAGACGACUGAGUAAUGAUCAGAAAGCUCAACAAGCAGUAGCCCAGCAAGCAGCGAAGACUGACCCGCAAAGUUUCAAAGUCCGCUUUGCACUUCGCGGCCAUCUCGAUGUGGUACGGUCAGUCAUUUUCACUGGCGGCGGCAGCCCCAGUGAGCCAGAGAUUUGCACAGCGGGAGACGACGGCAUGAUCAAAAGAUGGAUGAUACCCGCAAGUUAUGCAAACCAGCACAGCAUGAGCAAUGAUCUAGACAUUCAGCCAUUCUGGUCACAUCGGGGUCAUGAAGGUACCGUUACAUCUUUAGCAGCCUGCCCUGCUUCUGCUCAUUUUGCCACCGGAGGAAGGGUAUCCGGCGACGGCUGGAUAUUUUCGGGUGGUCAGGAUGCCACGAUCCGCGUAUGGGAACGAGGCCGAGUUGAUCCAAAGGCCACCCUUGAAGGGCACACCGAUGCCGUCUGGACUGUAUGCGUUCUCCCUACCACCUGUGCUAAUCUGUUCGGCUCCGAUAGCAGCAAGUAUGGAGGACCAGACCGUGUCAUACUCGCUUCCGGAUCUGCAGACGGUACCAUCAAGAUCUGGGCUGUAAGUGCGCCGCCUCAACUGGUCUCACCGCAGACAAACUCUCGUCGUGGUGUUGGAGGCAGCCGGAGACACUCGGUCACAUCUGGAUCGAACCACCCAUCUUCACCGCAGCCCAGCAUCGCUACCACGACACCAUUCCAUUACAUGUUAAUACAUACCAUCGAGCGUGACACGCACCCUUCGCCUACGUGCAUCAGCCCGCUUUCCCCUACUGGAGAGAACUUUGUUGUCUCUUUCUCUGACGCAUCAAUCUUGGUGUAUGACACGAGGACCGGCGAGGAGCUGAUUGGUAUGGCCAGUAACGAAUCUUACGAUGGAACCCCAGCGACUGGUAUCACAUCAGUUGUGACAAGCUCGCAGUAUCUCGAGAGUGCGUCACAGGAGGCUGGCCGAGGCGGUCCAGACGACGAAGGCAUACAUGGCCCGACUGGCUCUGCUAAUGGCGGGCUGGAGGGUGUUAUAAUCAGUGGGCACGAAGACCAUCUCAUCAGGUUCUUCGAUGCCAACUCUGGACAAUGUACAUAUAGCAUGCUUGCACACCCUGCAGCUAUUUCUUCGUUAUCGCUCAGUAAGGACGGCCGAGAAGCCGUAUCUGCUGGACAUGACGCUUCUAUCCGAUUCUGGUCACUUGACAAACGCAUAUGCACGCAAGAAAUCACCGCACACCGCAUCAUGCGCGGUGAAGGUGUGUGCAGCGUUGUCUGGAGCCAGGAUGGUCGUCUCGUCGUCUCAGCAGGCGGCGACGGCAUAGUCAAGCUAGUCGCUCUACCGCAGAGCAUACAAUCUGCAAAAGACCUGUACGACCUGCGCGCCAAGUACAAAGAUGCCUCGGUCCUUAUUACCGCCAUAUACUCCGAGUCUAUGGUCAUCGCAGCGUCCCUGUCCCAAGUCCAAAAUCUCCUGCAACAUGACGCAUUACGAGAGAAACCCCAAUUACUCGAGACGUUCGAUCGCGCGCUCACGGGAUGUCGAGUCGUGUACGGAUGUCUUGAGGAGGAAGUAAGAGAGCUGCGAAUAAAAGCGGAGAACGACGAACUGAAGUUCAAGGACCGAGCGAGGUUUCUUUGGAAGGAAGACACGUUCAAAGAGCUGCUCACGCAGAUCCGCGGCCAGCAAUCUGCGCUCAGUCUCCUUAUACAAGGAUUGCAAAUGGAGUCGAUUGUGGACAUCAAGAAGCUGGUUGAAGACAACAGCACUACACUCGAUCAGGUUGUAAAACGGUCAAGGACUCUGCGCCAGUCGCACCCUCGUUUAAAGGUACCGGAGUCGCUGUUCAGUCAACAAAGCCUAGGCGGUAAAGAUGUCGACACAGAUUCUAUCGCGAAAGCUGCCGAGUUCACUUUCGAUGACGAGGUCGUCAACUCGAAGGCUUAUCGUAGGGCUAUGGCAAUGGCGCUGUCUUCAAACAACGGAGCGAUUGCACAAGAGAGCUCAGAUACUGAUGUUCUAGAAGACUAUUCGACCGCUCUUGGAAGCAUGUCCCAGGGCAACGACAAAGAUAGGAGCGUUGAUCCUAUAGACCUUCCCCCACUAUCGUCAGAGGAAGGGAAGACUACGACUAGUGUCCCAGAGCCUGAAGCUGAAGCAGAACCAGAGAUAUCAUCUCAAGUCGCCACAAAAGAUGACCACGCAGAUUUGUUUGAUACUCUCGAGCGCGACAUACUUUCCUUCAUGCCUCAAACCUCAUCUGCAGCGCUUUGUUUGACUCCGAAUCAUACGGGUUCUGAAAACCCUUCUGCACUACCGAGUCGAAUUGAUCCUCUGACUCCAAGCCAUACGGGUUCUGAGAAUGCCUCUGCAUUGCCGGUUCGUUCUACCGACUCCUUAACGCCGGCGCCAUUGCGAUCGUUCAGUGGAGACAAACCAAUAAACGACUCAGAAGCACCGCCUCCAUUACCUCCUCGUCGUCCGAGCGGGCAGCCUGUCGCAACGCCCAAAAUGCGUUCAGUAUCUUCUGAUGAUAGUAUAUUUUCCUCUGAUGCGCCAUCCAUCCUAUCAAAAGUGUCAACCGCAUCGACUUACACGGUGUAUGAAACUCCGCAGUUGAGCCCCAAUUCAACAGGGCAAUCGUCACGGAAGCCGCUGCCACUUGGGCACAGAUCCUCUUACAAUGCUUUAGGUAAUGUCGAGUUUGAUGUGAAUGAACCAAAAGCACAGGGGACAUCAUUACUCCUGCAUAACAUCGAAAUGAACAGCAUCUGGAGAUCACUCGUGGACGCAGAGAGAAAGUUUGUCGACCGCAUGGUGAGACUCAAACGGAUGUUCUACGACAAUAUCAUAAGGCAAUGGCCAAUCAUCGAAAAACACCUGAAUGCCAUUCUUGUUGGCGAACAACUUGCCACACUACAUCAACAAUGUCUGUUGCACACCAUGGAUCAAGAACUUGCUGGCAAUGGUAGUGCUCUCUGCAAUCCGUACAUCUUCGAAGUCUGGGUUGACAAAAGUCAACGAUUAUAUCGAGAGUAUUGCCGUAAGAUGCCGCAUGCUUCCUCCUCACUCCGUACAACUCAAAACAUGGACCCGAAGUUCUCACCAUAUGUCAAUACGCUCGGUCUCAGUAUCUCUUAUUUUGGCAAGAGCUGGCAGGACUAUCUGGAGCUUCCCAUUAUACAGUUGCAGACUUAUGUCGAUAGCUUGGAAAGUCUCAUCAACAUCGCUGAAACGCUCCGCGAUCCGGCGGCGAAUAGUGAGGUCAUGCGCUUAAGACGCGCUCUGCAGGCCGUCACUUGGCUCAAGACGUUGACGCUGGCUUUGUUAGAGGAAGCGCAAGGCCGUGAAGACGUGCAGAACUUGGAGAAACGUAUUCGGACAGACACCAGUACGCUUUCACAACUAUACCUACACGACCCCAGCAGGCGCGUCGUGCAUCAAGGCGGCAUGGCGAUGAAGUUCAAGGGUCAGGGACCUUGGAUUCCAGUACAUGCCAUGCUUCUAGAUAACUACUUCUUCUGGGGAAGAGUUAAGAAGAGCAAGGGAGAUGAAGUGCUGGUAACAGACCCACCUAUUGCAAUUGCCGACAUGGGAUUCUUCCUUCCAGGAGACGCACACCAGUUCCAGAAAGCUACUAUGCUUGACCAAAUAGCAAGGGGCUCAGUCGUAUAUACUGUCACACUUACAAACAAUGCUCGAGACGGCAAGCCAGAUUUGUUAGGUCUGUACGACAUCCAAGACAGGAAAACCUGGACAGAUCAUUUCACAACAGCUCGGACCAAGUUUUACAGCAGGGCGGAUUUGAUCAAGUCUGCUGUACACUUGCCUGCUCAUGAUCAAACCUUCACCACGCUGUAUACAUCGACCGCGAUCAUGUCAGGUCUACUUGGGGAGGAGCUUGUUCAAGCCGGACAUGUGCCUAUCCCUGACGGACUCUCUGUUGACAACGUUGUUGGAAUUAUUACGGUCUAUGACCAUAGAGCUUACCAUGCGAAUCGCAGCACGGCUUACAGAAAAUCGCGCAUCAGGACUCAGCUGGCCGAUGGCGAGUGGUCAUUAGAUGGCUGCCAUGUUUUCCUUGUUGCCAUUCAGGGACGACAUUGCUACACGAUGGGUCGUGCCGACAACAAGAGCGCAUCGCCAUCGACGCUCGAUGUGUAUUUCCCUGGUAGUAGGGUCGGGAUUCAUCAAUUCAACCUCGCACCGGUAUGGAAGAGCGAUAGCUGGCGUUUGCAGUCCGCUACUGAGACCAUCGCGGAGGUAAAUGGUGCGCCUAUCCAACUCAGCACCCCCCGUACACGAAAACUGUCGAGCCAGUUACCACAGGCCAUCCAUCUGCGACAAAACCUAGUCAACCACGUUUUGAUCAACGGUCUACGUGUCGAGAUCUUCAUGCUGAAGACUGUACGCGGUCUUUAUCCGAUCCAAGAUUAUCAACUUUUAGAGUUACGCCCUGAACUACAAGAAGUCGUCCAUCGCUCCGAGACCUGGGCACGGGAUCGAUAUCUGCAGCGUUCUGACCAAAUUUCCACCAACACAUAUCGGGUUCUUGAGCGCUUUACCGGCAAUAUCGAAACAGCCAAAUUCUUCCACCAUAACGACAACGGCCAAGAUCUUCGCGACGUUGAGUUUCUGAAAUUGGCAAAGGACAAGGUGGAUGCAUCUCUCGUUCGCUACCUGCAGUCAGUUGAGAUCAAUCAUAUUCCGGCAGUGAUCACCGAAACACAUGAGGGAUUUGAGCCAUAUGCUGCUCUAGAGAAGGACAUCAAGGAACAACAUCCGCGCCUUCGCUUCAGAAUCGCCUCGAAGCUCCUGCGACGGCUCAUGUCUGCUCUCACCUUCUUGCAUUUCCACAAGAUUUUGCAUGGGAAUGUUACCAAAGAGAGUGCCUUGCUUCGUCUGGUGGACUUCAAACCUGAAACUGUGCUCCUAGUCGACUACUCGAAGUCAACGUCAUUCCCCAGCGGCGCGCCUGAGCCUUUCAAGAGGAUGACCGAAGACGGCCGCGCUGUAAUGGAGAUCGUCGAAAGCUGCUGCGAUAUUUGGCAACUGCGCAAGGCAGCUACCAAGGAUGCCUACAGUGAAGACUUUAUGAUGAACAAGACUGAGGCUGCGAGUAGAGAGUUCGAGCUCAUGGAGCGUGUAGUCGCAGACUUCUUUGGGCCUGAAGGCAAGUCGCGCGAGUCGAAGGAAGGCAAGAAGAUGCUCCGCUUGUUAAGCAUGAAACAACAUGGUUGGCAUAAGGCUCGGAAUGACCAAAUCCACAACGCGACUCGUCGCGAGGUCGGACCAUGCCGCUCAGAUAUGAUCAAGGAGAUGGAGCUUGACUGGGUGCUUAUGCAUCCGUCUUCAAAGAUAGGCGAAGAGCAGCAUAUGCUGUUGACUCUUGGACACCCAUACCUGGAUGGCUUGGCAUCGAUCGUCUACCACAAUCGAUGGGAAUUAACGCCCCGAGAGGUAUGCGCAAAAAUACGAGAGCUCGCUGGCGACGUGGAAGAGCCUUGGCAGAGCUUUUCAGUCAAGCGAACAGUGUCGUUUAUGCAGAACGGUACUGGCUUCGAAGAACGUGGCAUCUUGAAUUGGAUAGCAGGUUGUUGUGAGGCCUACCCAAAGUGGCAUUAUGCUUUUGUUCAAGAGUAUGAGCGCCAGAUCUCGCCCCAGCAUGGGAUAAUCAAGUUCGCUGAGAUCAAGAGGCUCUGGGAUGCUCUUGUAAAAUAUGGAACUAAGCCCGAUUUCAUGCAGGCCACAUUCGCGGGAUUGACAACCGGAAACAUCAUGAACCAGCCGACAACACACUUUGAGGAGACCCAUCAGGUGUGGUAUCACAAGCCUUCGCGAAUGUUCAACCUGACGCAUUUACAUCGAUUGGCAGCUCCGGACCUACUUCUCGCCUGCAUCAAUGAGGGAACCAUAGGAUGUAACAACUUUGUCGAAGUACGCGGAGAGUCAGAAAUAGAGGGUCUAUAUGCUACUCUCUCUUUGCUAGCCGCCUUCAGUUCCUCACUUGAAUUGACAGUGGAUAUUCCAGAUCAUACGCCGCAGUUCCCGCUGUAUGAUCCAGCAGAUUUCAGUCAGGUUUUGCAUCACGUCGUCCUUGUUCACACCGGUCUUCUUCCCUGGGCAUCAGUCACACGCCAGGGUGGCCAAUACAACUUCCAUGCACCGCUAGCUCCCAAAGCACCAGAGACUGCUGGGAAGUUUCUACCGACUUACUUUGGCAGCAUGAAGGUGCUGCCCAAAGCUCUGGGUGGUAGAGAAGAGUACUCGCGCCCCGAUCACUGGUCAAAGUUUACGACUGCAACAGAGAUCGACGAGGCGGCGGAUUUGGUCAAACGAACGAUCCUACCGGCAAAGGGCCCAUUGAAAAAGACAGUAUCGCAACCAGGGAGAUCGGAUCAAACUUGUUCGCCGCACGUUUACCACUCCACUCUAGUACAGACGCUGAAACAUCGCAAGCAAGCUUUUGCUGAGGCCCAAUCACCAGCGAAACGUAAUGAUGGCGACCAAUCGUCACUUGCGGUGAUGCCGGCUGCGAAGCGUCUGCAUGUCCUUUCUGCCGUGGGUAACUUGACUCCAGGUAGCGUACCAUCAGCCCGAGCGCCACAGUUGUCGGCCUCCUUCGUAGACCGUCAACUAGACCAUAUGAUGGCCAACAUGGAACGCCAGUCGCAGUCCCCAUCACCUGGACCGUUCCUUGACAUUCCAAGGGCACCGGAUGAGUCUUUUUUCCAGCGAGACAAUGGAGUAAACACCAACACCCUGGUUAGCCCGCCCACGGCCGAGGCGGCUACAAAAGAUUCAUUCACAAUCGCAUCUGAUGGCGGUUCCGACCUGGAAGACGACUACAAGCAAGCAGAAGCUUGGCUCAACGCGAUGGGAGAUGAGGAGGAACCACAAGUUGCUGGCAUCUUUGGCGUCAAUUUCCAUCACAGUCUUCGACAGCAGGGAGAUGGAUCAGAUACCGACGCAGAUGAGUCGGAGGAAGACCGGGAUGACGAGAUGCCGAUUGUUCAUGAGAAGGUGGAGCAGGCAGACGAUCAUUCUCUAUCCGAUAUGCCAACACCAAGCAUGAAGGAGAGCAGCUCUUUCACACUCGACCCACGGGCAACGACAAGAACUGCUGGGUUCGAACAGCAGGCGACAUCGAAGUCGUUCCCUAUUCGGUCAAGCCUUCAGCUGGCGACACCUAUGGUGAGCAGUCCUCGCUUCGCACCACCUUUCUCGGCGCGCUCUUUCGGUUCCUUUGGUGAUGUUGGGGGUCAUCGCCGGAGCGGUAUCUCUCUAUCAGAUCUUGCUAGGGUCAGUAUUCGUAAUGCGCCCACGGUUUCGAGCCCUCUCCCACUGGCAACAGCGGCAACUCUACCUCGCACGGUUACCUCACAAGCUGCGCCUUGCUUCUCUAGCCCUGCUUGGAUGCUGAGGAUGCAGAGUGACGACGACGACUUGCCUGACACGGACCAAGGAGAGCAGUUUAGCGAUGACUCUGACUAG
Alternaria burnsii is the source of this 8634-nucleotide messenger RNA. RefSeq lists its product as uncharacterized. The transcript is spliced from 8 exons. The record is from RefSeq and is a predicted model, not a curated record. Gene Ontology annotation, biological process: protein phosphorylation. Lineage: Eukaryota; Fungi; Ascomycota; Dothideomycetes; Pleosporales; Pleosporaceae. Gene Ontology annotation, molecular function: guanyl-nucleotide exchange factor activity; ATP binding; protein kinase activity. Bases 1 to 8634 code for a protein of 2877 amino acids.